Molecule: messenger RNA, 616 nt
Organism: Dendrobium catenatum
Lineage: Eukaryota; Viridiplantae; Streptophyta; Magnoliopsida; Asparagales; Orchidaceae
Product: 40S ribosomal protein S21
Exons: 4
Coding region: 191-439 (82 amino acids)
Biological process (GO): translation; endonucleolytic cleavage to generate mature 3'-end of SSU-rRNA from (SSU-rRNA, 5.8S rRNA, LSU-rRNA); endonucleolytic cleavage in ITS1 to separate SSU-rRNA from 5.8S rRNA and LSU-rRNA from tricistronic rRNA transcript (SSU-rRNA, 5.8S rRNA, LSU-rRNA)
Cellular component (GO): ribosome; cytosolic small ribosomal subunit
Molecular function (GO): structural constituent of ribosome
Source: RefSeq, a predicted model, not a curated record
GCCCUUCACACUAUUUUACGCCCACACCAAAUCUCGCAGUUGCCCUAAUCCUAUUUUGCUUUUACGCCGCCGUUCGCGCCCUUCUUCGUCUUCUUCGAUUCCUCUCCUUCCUCGCUUAAAUCCGCCGAAACGUCUGGCAGCGAGUUCGUUCACCUGUCGGUGAUACUUCAUCACUUUGUUUGACGACAAAAUGCAGAAUGAAGAGGGGCAACUGGUGGAUCUCUAUAUCCCUAGGAAGUGCUCUGCGACGAACAGGUUGAUUGCUGCCAAGGAUCAUGCCGCUGUUCAAAUUAAUAUUGGUCAUUUGGAUGAGCAUGGUGUUUAUACCAGGAAUUUCACAACUUUUGCGCUCUCGGGUUUCAUUCGUGCUCAGGGAGAUGCUGACAGCGCUCUUGAUAGGCUCUGGCAGAAGAAGAAAUCUGAAAUACGUCAGCAGUAGUAGUAGACUUAAUACUACUGCUGAGAUGUGUUUUUGGCUUUUGUUAUAACUACAUUCUAUUAUGACAUUUAGGUUUGGGAACUUUGCUUUAGCUAAAUGAUUUUCCUUAUAACAAUAUUUUUGAGACUUCAAUAUAUCAGUCAUUCAGCCUUUAAUUUCAGACUAGAAAGUUUUGGA